Xenopus tropicalis (tropical clawed frog) is the source of this 4123-nucleotide messenger RNA. RefSeq names its product DBF4 zinc finger B (gene dbf4b). Gene Ontology annotation, cellular component: nucleus. Bases 101 to 2530 code for a protein of 809 amino acids. The record is from RefSeq and is a predicted model, not a curated record. Lineage: Eukaryota; Metazoa; Chordata; Amphibia; Anura; Pipidae. The transcript has 13 exons. Gene Ontology annotation, molecular function: zinc ion binding; nucleic acid binding.
UUUGGCCCCAGUUUCGUGCCGUAAGCGAACGUAGGCGGGAGAGAGAGUGGGGUUUGAACUAAAACUGGGGGAGGCAAGUGGAACCGAGGGAGAGAGGUCAAUGGCCGAUCGGAGCCCUGUUCUUCAUGUAUCUGUGUGCUCAGGUCAGGUGAUGCAGCAGGAUGAAGAGCCUCCUUUGGCCAAAAAACGUCAAUGCAGGGAUAUCGUCUUUGCGGGGAAGUCGUUCUACCUUGAUCUACCAGCCAACAGACAGACGCAGCUUCUAACUAAAGCCAUUGGCAGACUUGGAGGGGUCAUUGAGGGCUUCCUGAGUAGAGAUGUAAACUAUAUGGUGACUGGCAGCAAGAAGGCAGUGACCAGUGUGAGCUCUGCGGCUACUAGAAGAGGGGAAAAGUCUCAGAGCCAGGCUGCAGAACGGAAGGAGCUUAUUCAUUGUAGCCGUGGGAAGCAGCUUCUGAAGAAAGUCAUUCAGAGCCAGCAGGAGUGCAACAGUGUCCUCACCAGCGCCUGUUCUUGGGGGGUCUCGGUUCUCUAUGUGGAAGAGGUUUUGGCUUACAUAGAGAGUCUGGAGCGUCCUCCCUCACGUGAGAUCCAGAAUAAAACUGCUGAAGUCAGGGCUUUAGAUUCUACAAGGCCAAGUCUGAAAAUUGCAAGACUGAGGAGCCCAUUCAUAAAGAUUGAGGAUCAGAGCAGAAAGUUUCGCCCUCUGCAGUGCACCUUCACCAGCUUUCCGGAGCUCUCAUUCACGUGUUCAGAUAAGAGCCCCUUUGAGACAGCCCAGACAGUCAACAGGUCCCAUAAAGAGAAGGACCAUGGUGAUCAGGAGGAGGAUGAAGGACAAAGAAGUCAGAAGCCCCAAGCAAAGAAAAGGAAAGGCUAUUGCGAGUGCUGUGAGGAAACAUUUGACUCCCUGAGUGAGCAUCUGGUUGGUGAGCACCACUCGCGUUUUGUUUCCAAACCUUUAAGUUACAAGAUGAUUGAUGAGCUUGCAGCCCAGCUUACCUGUGACCUGAUGGAAAAGCCUUUCGGGUCACCCCUAAGCCCAGAAGCUGAGAGGUCUACACAAAAGGAAGGCUGGAAUUUGGGUCUGGCACCUGGUGAUGCAGAGCCUGCAGGGAAUAAGGCAGAGGAGCUGGAUAUCCAUAAGGCUGCAUGUUUGGACAAGGAUGGGCGUGCUGGGUGUGAAGAUAUCAUAGAUGCACCUGCACAGCUAAGUGAUGGUGUGGCGCAAAGGCCAGAUCAGGGAUGUGGUGAAAUUCCAUUAGCCAAAGUAGCAGUGGAGCUUUACAAUGUGUGCUGUUCUGAUCAAACUAUUGUCACUUGCCCCAUUGAGCUGCCAGAUGUAAGUGCCAAAGACAAGCUAUGUGGUAACUUGUUAGGCAAUGCCGUGGGUGAUGAGCAGGUGCUGCAGGGGACUAAAAACACAUCUGAAUCUCAUAUGGAUCUUGGGAAUGGAAUAGGGCUGGUGCAUGCAGAACUGCAUAAGCAUCCACUAACAAAGGAUUCUCAAACAGAGCCGCUCUCUCAUGCACUGGGUGAGUCACACAAACAGCUUCCAACAACAGAUGUUGCCGAUGGUCAGUGUAUACUACUAGGGGGAGCAUCAGUUAUGCAGCUUCCAUUUCAUGGUGGCACUGGCGGGUCACAGAGCCAUGUGACAACCUGUGAAGAUGCUAAUAAGCCACGUACUGAGCAUCGUCUGUAUGAUUCCCCAGUUGGGUCUCGUGCAGAACCAAAUGUGAGUGAUGCUAUUGCCAUGUCUUGUGUAAUACCUGCUCUAGAUAAUGCACUUGGAGGAACUUGUGUGGAUGCCACUAUGCAGUCACAUUGGGAGCUGCCAUUGGGAGGUACCACUGAUACCCAAAACACUCUGCUCAGUUACAGCACUACAGUGACUGUUGGGGAGCUGGGCCUUAAAUCUCAGCACCCCACUCCAGAACAACCACCACUGCUCAUUUCUACUUGUUCAUCCAUUACCACUGUUUGCUGCACAGAUACAGAGUUUAAGACUUGCACCGUGCGUGUUCAUUCCACCUCUCACUCACCGCCCAGUCAGACACUGAAAAGUAACCAAACACCAUCUUUGGUGGAAAAGGACCUUACCAACACGAACUGCCACCGAGCCAAACGGAAACAUUGUGAGUCACUGCUAUCCCCACCUGCAAAAAGGCACAUAAGCAUAGAUGGCCCGUCCCACUGCCAACCUUUGACUUUGCCUAUGUGGCUUUUAUGCCAAUUUCCUAAUUAUGGGCAGCAGGUACAGGUGCCAGUCUGGGCAGACUUGGGCAAGUGGGAUAGCACUGUGGUGAAGGAAGAGGGAACGGUUGAUUGCAGUUCCUCUUCUACUCUUCCUAAAGUGCACCAGGACAGUUUCUCUUCUGAGUCAGACUGGGAUGCCCACCUGCCAGCUUUUUUCCAGAAUAACCCACAGCAGACCUUGCAAUGUGGGGACCUGAGGAUGGCUCAAGUUACCCUGAAUGAGAGCUGGUAUGGAAAAGAGUUGUGCAACAUACUGACCCAUGAUCCAUAACCUGGACCACUAUCCCCUAGUUCCUGGCAACUGGCAUUGCUGGAAAGGUUGAAGGAGAAGGUAAAACUGACUGUGUGCACUGCAAAAACCCACUUUGGGAAACUUACCCUUUUUGAGUGUUUUUUUUUUUUUAGCAUGGUUUUUCAUUUUUCUGUCCCUUUAUGUCGGUGUUUAUCUUUUGGAAGCGCCUUACUCUCCUGCUUUGUGUGUAUGUGCCUCCCCACCCCCGUCCUUCCGGAAUGGCUGUGUCAGACGAGAGCCCUCAGCCCCUGCCCAGAGCUCUUAACUGCUUCUUAAUGACUCCUAAUGGGUUGAAGAAGUUUUAGAUGGAAUUGAAAUGCCUCCUCUAAUCGUGCCAGAAACACCAAGCUAUGAACUCAUCCUGUCUACAAACUGAUCCAGUGCCGUCAGCAAAGGAACAUUAAUGGCUCUUUCACUGGGAGCAAAAUGGGCCUUGAAGUUGCAUUUUAAUAAGUUUAAACAAUCCUGUGCAUGUUUGCCCCCUAAUUCAGACAAGUCUGACCCAAGAUCCCUUUUCUGGGAUAUGUAGUUCAGUAGCAGCAGGGAUGGAUGGGCGGAGAUAGACAUUGCUGACCUUUAGGGUGCCUUGGUGCGCCAAAUGUUAUCUGUUUUAUAAAUUCAGCAGAUGGGACUUUUUAUGGCUAAAACAAAGUCUCCGCAUUCUAGCAGAUUAUUCUUGUGAGCUUUGCAUAAUAGAAAUAGUCAAUAGUUCAAGGACAAGGAAAGGCUCAAUCACUAGCGGGAGCCUGUUUAUUAAGUGCCGUGCCGCCAUCCUAUUUCUUGUCUUCAGGAUUCUUGCUGCUGCCCUGGGCUUUGCUCGUGCACAGUAGAGCAAAAGUUUGUCAACGUGGCACCCUGUGUCUGAGGUUACACUAACCCAAGGGAUAAAGCCUUUCCUUGUUCUUUAACAGACCUCAGUUCAAGAAUAGAUUAGAAUCUAUUAAUCAAUUAAUAGAAAUGAUCCACACAGCAAGUGUCUCAUAGCCCUAAAGGGGACUUAUACCCUUUCACUUACAACUUAAUAUACAGUUGCUUUUCUGAGCACAUUUGCAAUUUACUUUCUAGAUUGCAUAUUUGCUGUAAAGCACUGGUAAUAUCAGUAAUAAUAAAAGUAAAUCAGGAUCACCCCCUGCUGUUCUCUGUAAAAGUUGGCUGGAUGCCCCUGAGGAGUUUAAUUUACAGAGUGUCUUCUGGCGUCUCCCUGAUUCCCAUGUGUCACUGUGAGGCUUGUAUCAUAUUCCACAUUUUAAAGACUUGUUUUAUUAUUGGGAAAUCUUUUUACCAUACAGUAAAGAGGGAACGGUUGAUUGCAGUUCUUCUUCUACUCUUCGUAAAGUGCACCAGAACAUCUGAUCAGAUAUUGGACCCCAGUCGAAAUUGCAACUUUUGCCCAAGACUGCUUGGAGAUACUCUGAGAGGUUAAAUCUCUGUUCCUAAUAAAGGUAGCCCCCCCCCCCCAGCAGUAGAUGCAAGUUAUUUCCCUACAUAAUGUAACUUAUUCAGUGCAUUUAUUACCAAUGUUGUUAUGUUUUUUAUUUGUUUUCUCUAAAUAAAUAUUGUGGUUUUUCUAAA